CGUGAAAAUGGCUUCCUCUUACAUGUACGAGUCUUCGACGACCUCUAUGAAAGCACAAAGUUUCUCAGCCGAAACAAUAACAUUCCAAUCAUCAAUCACCAACUCAGGUUUCUCGAGUCAGUCGCGAUCGGAUCUUUGCUCACCAGAUUUAGCGCUACAACAGAGGCAGACAACCACAACAGAAAAUUUGAGUAAGCAGAAUUCCCUUAGAUACAAUUCAAAAUCUUCUGAAAAGGAAGAAUUUUUUGAAAAAUCAACAAAAAUUAGCGGCAAAAUUUAUCGCGCGCGCAUUGCCAAAAAUCCAAAAAAUAAUAUUUCCUUUACCCGAUAUCGAAUUAGCCGUGAAACAGAUCCAAAACGUCAAUUUUCCAUUGACCAGAACGGUGCACUUCGAGUGGCUCAAUUACUUGAUCGCGAAGACAUUCCUUACUAUGCAUUGCGUAUUGAGGCUUUUGAUCAGGCUGGCAAUAUUGGCGCGCAAUAUGUUGAUAUAUACUUGCAAGAUGAUAAUGAUAAUGCACCCAGAUUGGAAACUUUCCCAAAUCCUUGUAUUUUUAUGGAAAAUACACCACCUGAACAGCAAUCUGCAUGUGAAAUUAGAGCAACGGAUGAUGAUCUGGAAGAGAAUGGUCCGCCAUUUAACAUGAGUCUAGCUCCCGAUUUUCAAUUUCGUGAUUAUCUUGAUGUACAAUUUGAUCGAAGCGGUGAUGGAGGAAAAGGGGUUAUGCAUGUUCGCCCACUUAGAGAAUAUGACCGAGAAGAUCCAGAUUUACCUGAAAAACGUUUUACAAUUCCAAUUAUUGUUUCUGAUGCAAAAGGAAAGCAGCGACAACAAAAUGUUUACAUUGUGAUUGGAGAUUUGAAUGAUAAUUCAAUGAGUGAUGGACAUAUGGAUAUAUUUAUUUAUUCAUAUAAAGGACAAUUAAAGAAGACAGUAAUUGGUGUUCCUUUUGUUGAAGAUAAAGAUGAUUGGGAUAUUGGAGACAAAAGUUUUCAGUUGAUAAAAUCUGAGAAUCAAUAUUUCCAUUUACAGGAUAAACAGUUGGUAAUUGAUGCUGAUUUGUUAGAGGGAACAUAUGAAUUGGAGGUGAAAGUAGAAGAUAGAGUACGUUCAGAAAAGGCAACAUCGUUUAUUAAAGUUGUUGUCCGUCCAGUACCGGAAAUUGCUUUUGAAAAACAUGCAACAAUUCGAAUUGAAGUAGAUCCAUCUCAUUUACCAACAAUAACAUCACAAGAAGCAAUGGAGUUGGCUUCUUCAUUAAUUAGAGAAGAACAUGGAGAACCUUCGAGAAUUGAAUUGUUUCGACGUGAAAUGGAAACUUUAAGUCAAUCAAUUGUUGAAAUAAUUUCUUUAAAACCUGAUGAUCAAAUUUUACAACGUCUCUCUACAAAAGUUGUUGAUUUGCGUUUUACAGCACGUUUAAAUGAUGAAUAUUUGGAUCCAAUUUACUUACAUGGAUUAAUUCAAAGAAACAAGGAAAGAUUAUCCUCUGUUCUUCGUGCUAGAAUUCUUGCAAUUGGUGUAGAUAUGUGUAAAUGGACAACUUGUGAUAAUGGAUGUAGAACAGAAAAUAGAGUUGAUAAUGGAGGAGUUGUUAUUCAUGCUAAUAGAACAGUUAUUGUUGGAUUGAAUGCCUCAGCAACAGAUGUUUGUGAUUGUCCAGCAUUUAUACCUAAAAAUGAAUGUGAUAGAAAUGUUUGUUUUAAUGGAGGUGUUUGUCAUGAUACUCGGCCUGGAACUUUUUGUGAAUGUAGAAAUGCAGCACUUACUGGAUUUAGAUGUCAGGGAAAUACCCGAAGUUUUGAUGGACGUGGGUUUGCAUGGUUCAAACCAAUGCCAGCUUGUACUUCAUUAAAUAUUUCUUUAAGAUUUAUGACAAAGCAAGACGGUGUUAUUCUUUAUAAUGGCCCAAUGGGUGAUCCAAAACAAGAUAUACUUAAUUACAAUGAUUAUUUACUUAUUUACAUUGAACAAGGAAUGUUACAUGCUGUUUUACAAUUUAAUGGAAAAGAACCGGUUGAUCUUUUUAUUGAACAAAUGGUAGCUGAUGGACGUUUUCAUCGUUUUACUCUUACUCAACAACAUAAAAAACUUAGAUUAGUGUUGGAUGAUUGUACUUCUAUUGAUAGUUCUUCAUCAUCAAAAUUAAAUCAAAAAGUUUCUAAUAAUAAUUGUAUGAUGGCAAAAGAUGCACCAGAUGAUGAUGAAAGAUUAAAUAUAGCUACACCUUUACAAUUAGGAGGACUUGCUUCACUUGGUGGUGCUUUAGAAGAAUAUCCUAGAGCAGUACGUGCACACGCGUUGGCUAAUUUUGUUGGAUGUACUCGUGAACUUGUAGUUAAUUUUGAUCAUUAUGAUCUUUACCGGCCUGUUUAUGUUGAACAAAGUGUUCCUGGAUGUUCACUUUUUUGGGGUUCUGCCUGUUCAACUUCUGAAGGUGGAAAUGUCGAUUCUUCACAAAAUGUUAAUAUUCCUCUUUCCAAUUCUUUGGAAUCGAGUGGAGGAGGAGUUUCAAUUACUAGUGGUGGAAAUUUUUGUUAUGGACAUGGUGAAUGUAUUGUUGCCAAAUGUGAAUGCGAACCUGGAUGGGAAGGUGAACGUUGUGAACGUCCAAUUGAUUGGGUUGAAUUUACAACGCGUGAUGCUCUUCUUAAAUUUCUUUUACAAGUAGAACCGCCUUAUAAGGAUUCUCGUCUUCGUUUACUUUUUUUACCUGGUUCUUCAGCUAACGGACAAUUAGCUUCUGCACUUAGUCAAUCUGGACCAACAGCAUCAAUGCGUUUAGAUAUGAUUAGUGCUCAUCUUUCAAUUGAUGGUCAAUAUAGUAUUCAAAAAGAAUUGGAUCCCGACCGUGAUGGUCUUCUAUUUGUUCCCAAACAUUUAUAUGCUGGCAAUCAACCAGGAUCUAAUGGAUUUCUUGGAUGUUUAGGAAAAUUUUAUUAUAAUUCUAUUGGAAUGAAUCUUCGAUUAAAUAACAAUAAUGAACAAAGAAUUGAACAAAAUAAUAUAUUUUCAAAUAAUGAAAUGGUUCAAAACAAUAAUGGGGAUACAACAGCAAUGGAAGAUUCUCGGUUUCGUCGUAAUCGAUUACAUUUACCCAUUAGACACAAAAGAUAUCAAAAUAAUGAUCAAGGAAUUGUUCGUUUAGAAGCUAUGAAGGGAGUUGUUCAAGGAUGUUCUCAGUUAGCAACAUGUGACAAAUUGGGUCCUCGAUUCUGUCCUAUUGGUCAAGUUUGUAUGGAUACCUGGAAAGGAGCAUUCUGUGUUUGUUCUGAAGGCAAUCAUGCUACUUUGGAUGCAAAUGGUCGUUUAUCUCGUUGUAAUCAACAUGAAGCUGUGGCAAGUCUCGGAAUAAGUAAUCCUGCAAUGCUUUUAAUUCUUUGUUCUUUAGCUACACUUAUUUUAAUUCUUCUUUUAAUGGUUGUUUAUACAAGAAGACAAAGACCAAUUUUUGAAUCUGUAAGACCUGAAGAAAUGAAACCAGACAGUUUACGGCCGUAUGAUGUUGAAGGUGGUGGAGAAGCUGACAAUACCAGACAUAAUCUUUCAAAUCUUCGAAAACCAGUUAUGCCAUUAGAUAGCAAUGGAGGGAUUGGUGGUGGAGGAACAAAUAAUGGAGCUAAAAUAUAUCCUAAUGGAGGACGCUCACCUAUUGAUGAUGGAUUAAAUGCACAUGUAAAUGAUCUAGAGACGGAUCCAAAUAUUGGACCUUAUGAUGAAUUAAGAAUGUAUAAUGUUGAAGGUGAUACUCAAUCAACGCUUUCGUUGGAAUCGCUUGAUUCGGCUCGCAUUCCAAAUACAAAUAAUAGAACAUCACAAAUGACAGCUGAUCAAAACGAAGGGCCACCGGCUCGCUGGCCUUCAAAUGAAUCAGCUGGAACUGAAACAUCAUUUGUUCGUUAA
Messenger RNA from Meloidogyne enterolobii, 3904 nucleotides. The record is from the annotation of a GenBank genome assembly. NCBI's taxonomy places the organism in Eukaryota, Metazoa, Nematoda, Chromadorea, Rhabditida, Meloidogynidae.